This is a messenger RNA of Aspergillus wentii DTO 134E9, 1419 nucleotides long. Its product is annotated as flavin monoamine oxidase family protein. Bases 1 to 1419 code for a protein of 472 amino acids. The record is from RefSeq and is a predicted model, not a curated record. NCBI's taxonomy places the organism in Eukaryota, Fungi, Ascomycota, Eurotiomycetes, Eurotiales, Aspergillaceae. The transcript has 3 exons. Gene Ontology annotation, molecular function: oxidoreductase activity.
AUGCAAAAGUCUCAAGAAGGCUUCUUCUGGACCCCUAAGGAGGGCUUCCAGUAUGGAUUAACCACCGCGGCCGUUGUCCCCUCCACCCCCAAGUCUGAUCUCUCCUCGGGCUAUGAUGCUAUUGUCAUCGGGGCUGGUUUUGCCGGGCUGGCUGCCGCCCGCGAUCUUGCAUUCAAGGAGAAAAAGGUGCUCAUCAUCGAAGCUCGAGAUCGCAUUGGCGGUCGCUGCUGGACUGCGCAUACCGGGACAGACGCCAGUGAGAUGGGUGGCACAUGGGUGCACUGGCAACAACCGCAUGUGUUUAGCGAGUUGCAGAGAUACGGACUAGAUGAGUUUGAGGAAACGGUGGCGUGUCCUGAAAACUGCGAGUCUACAACCAAGCCAUCGCGGUCGCAGCCAGCCACGGUGCUGGAUCCUGCGGAUGGGCGAGUCAUGAUGGAGCAGCUGGAGCGACUGACAGAGAGGUUCUUUGACGUGGAUGGACAAGGCGGACGCAGUAUCAUCCCAUUCCCAUUCAGCGCUGCGGCGAGCGUCAAGCAGAACCCCGACUAUCUGGAACUGGACCAACUCAGCGUCGCGGAUCAUGUUGCGCAGCUCGAGGGCUGUACCGAAGAAGAACAAACCAUGCUCAGCGCGCAUGCGGCUUCAUUCUACGGCAUCCCGCCGGAAAAGGCGUCGUUUGCUGAAGUGCUUCACACCCUCGCCUUGUGCAACUUUGAUCCGGCCAUGCUUGACACAGCAACCAUGAAGUAUAAGAUUGCAAAAGGCACCACUGCGUUUGCCCUCGCAAUCCUGGACGACUACAAGGGCGACAGGGUCUUUGACUCUCCCGUGGCGUCCGUUACCCAGGGCGAUGGCGAUUUCCCGAUUGCCAUCACCCUACAGAAUGGGGAGCAAUUCUCAUCCAAAACCGUCAUCUCGACCGUCCCCGUGAAUGAAGCUUUCUCGUCCGGCUUCACUCCCGCAAGGACAGACAAGCUCCUCGUGCGCACAUCCACCGAGCUGGAAAACGGGCUCAACGUUACCUGCGACGGCGACAUGCCCUACGCAAGUGGCUUCACAGACGGAACCCACAGCACCACCACCCUCCUCACCCUCCUCGCCCAUCCAGAUAACAGCCUCAACCGCUCCGACGAGAAUAUCCGCCUGCUGGAAACUCUCCGCCCCGCAGGUAUCCAAGUGGAAUCUGCCUCUGGUCAUCUCUGGUCAGACGAUCCAUUCGCCGGUGGGGUAAUGCCCGUUCGGGGGCCUGGGUUUUUGACCAAGUACCGAGAUGAGAUGAGGAAGCCCCAUGGGCGUGUGUAUUUCUGUGGAUCGGACUUUGCGGAUGGCUGGCGCGGAUUCAUUUCGGGUGCUUUCGAGGACGCCUAUCGAGUUACCAGAGAGGUCUUGAGAGAUGAUUUACUAACUAGCGUAUGA